This is a messenger RNA of Aspergillus costaricaensis CBS 115574, 321 nucleotides long. RefSeq lists its product as uncharacterized. NCBI's taxonomy places the organism in Eukaryota, Fungi, Ascomycota, Eurotiomycetes, Eurotiales, Aspergillaceae. The record is from RefSeq and is a predicted model, not a curated record. The transcript is spliced from 3 exons. The coding region runs from base 1 to 321 and encodes 106 amino acids.
AUGGCGCAAGCUAUGGAUUACUACUACUACUAUCUGGAGAGUUUGUGGGAAGACGAUGUGUUUGUACCAGGAUCGAUUGGCCCACUAUGUUCCACCCACUCGACCCAUCGCUGGGCCCGCUCCGUUACCCCGAGUGGUUUAGGCGUCAUCGAAAAAGACAGUGCUGGCUGUAUUUGCUUACCCGUCCUAGGGCACAGGGUCUGCAAUCCCGUGCAUCCAGACGGAAAGUUAUUCAGCUUCAUCUUGCCGUUCUCACAUCUCGACCCAUACGGCGCAGCUAAUUCCGCCAAAUUGAGUAUCCGCAUUGAAAGAAUGCCGUGA